AUGCCCAUUGCCGCCGUCGCGCAAAAGUUUGGCAUCUGUGCGACUUUGCUCAAGAAGAUCUGUCGCCGACACGGGAUCCAGCGGUGGCCCCACCGUCAGAUCCGGAGCUUGCAACGGAGCAUCGGCGUGUUGCGCGAGGCGCUACGCGACGCCAAAGGAGCGGCCAAUCGCGCCGCACACAUUGCCUCGAAGAUUGCAACGUUCGAGACGGCGCUCGAGCGUCUUUUGCACGAGCCAACAGCAGUCGCCACAGGUCUCUCGAGAGAGGAUACACUGGUCCCGUCAUGGGCGACAAGAGGGCGAGACGCGCGCACAGCGUGUCGCAGACCUCUUCGAGGCACGCUGACCAGUGAAACACAAACAGCUGUUUCUGAGGUCGCAGAGAGUCGCAUGGCGACGACCACAGCCAGCGCUUCCAUGUCGCUGCAGUCGAUUUUGUGGUAG
Molecule: messenger RNA, 444 nt
Organism: Hyaloperonospora brassicae
Lineage: Eukaryota; Oomycota; Peronosporomycetes; Peronosporales; Peronosporaceae
Source: the annotation of a GenBank genome assembly